This is a messenger RNA of Camellia sinensis, 1173 nucleotides long. Lineage: Eukaryota; Viridiplantae; Streptophyta; Magnoliopsida; Ericales; Theaceae. The record is from RefSeq and is a predicted model, not a curated record.
UGUUCAAUGAUAUUUUCUUAUUUGUCUAAUAUUUUGUUGUUUUGAGAACUAUAUAUUCAUUUAGUUCUAUACUACUAGUCGGGAUUUGCAAUUGCAUUAUUAUUUGUAAUCCAGAUUGUAUUUGAUUUAUGUGUUAUUAUUAUCAAUACUCCAAGAUUAAUUAUGGUGGCUUUAUUCCUAGGUAAAGAAGAUACCAAACCUUUCAUACCAAUUUCAAGCUAAGAACCUAAGACUUGCUCUACACCUUCCUCCCAAUCACCAAACCCUACCUCUAAAUUCACCAUAAACACAACAAACCCCCUACCAUCCACCGGAUGUUGUUUCCCCACCACCACCGCCGCCGCCGCCACCAUGGACCACCUCCCCGAUCACGGCCACCACCACCACCACGCAAUGUCAUCAAAACACAUGUUACCGAAAAUCCACCACACGAGCCCAUUCAUCUGGUUCGUGGCCGUACUCUGCACCGUGAUAACGGUGGCGGUGAUAAUCGCCGGAAUCAUCGUCUUCGCCGGUUACAUUGCGAUAAGGCCGAGAAUCCCCUUCAUCUCCGUCACAUACUCUCACCUCGACCUCUUCGAGUACUCUCAAGCCGGCGUCCUCACCACCAAGGUCAGCAUCACGAUCAAGUGGGAGAACGACAACGCCAAGGCUCACGCCAGCUUCUACGACGCCGCCUUCAUCCUCAGCCUCCACGGCUUCGAGAUCGCCAAGCUUGUCGCGCCUCCCUUCGACGUCAGGAAGAACAGCUUCGUCGAAUUCGCUUACCAGGUCGAGUCCUCGCCGAUUUCGUUGAGUCCCGAUCAGAUGGAUCUCGUGGACAUGUAUCUGAAACAGGAUUUGGUUAAGUUUGGGCUGAUCGGGACGGCGAGGACGCGGUGGCGCGUGGGGUUGCUUGGAUCGGUGAAGUUCACAUUGCACUUGAAUUGUCACCUCAAUUUCAUUAAGUCGAGUAUGAAUAGCACUGGAUUGUAUUGCAGCUCCAGGAAGUAAAAUCAUUCAUUCAUUUUCUUUUCCCUCAUAGAUGAUUUGAUUCCAUGUUCUUCUCAUCUGUUGUUGUUGUAUAGAUAGUUUCUCUGUUUUUCUUUUUCAUGUUUUUGGUUCAAAUCCAUUACCAAAAUUAGGUCUAAUUAAAUAAAAAUCGGAAUUUAUAUAGAUAGAUAAGAUUUCUUA